Pezoporus occidentalis (night parrot) is the source of this 885-nucleotide messenger RNA. RefSeq names its product ly6/PLAUR domain-containing protein 3-like. Lineage: Eukaryota; Metazoa; Chordata; Aves; Psittaciformes; Psittacidae. The coding region runs from base 1 to 885 and encodes 294 amino acids. The record is from RefSeq and is a predicted model, not a curated record. Gene Ontology annotation, cellular component: plasma membrane. The transcript has 2 exons.
AUGGGGGUGAGAAUCCCUGGCCCCGCCCCCCCAGACAACGUCACGGCCCAGGCGCCCAAUGGGCUGCGCUGCUUUGGUUGCCCUGACGACGGGCCCUGCUCCGCCCCCACCAUCGUGGAGUGCUAUGGCGACCUCCGCGGCUGUUUCCAUGGCAACGUCACCGUGACGCUGGGUGGGUCCCGGCGGUGGCGGGAGGUGCGGGGCUGCGUGCGGGACCCGACCUGCACCCCGGAGCCCCGAGGGGACGACGCCGUGGGGCUGGAGGGCUCCUGCUGCGCCGGGGACCUCUGCAACGGCCCCGCAGGGAACCGCAGCCUCUUCGCCCCUGACCUGCCCCGGCUCGAGCUCCUCCCGCAGCCCCACGGCCCCACGGCCGGGCCCAACAAAGGCAAUGGGAGCACUGGGGGGGACAAGGCCACCACCAAGAUGGCCGCCCCCACGGGCAACGCGUCUGCCGCCAAAACCAAGAUGGCCGCCCCCACGGGCAACGCGUCUGCCGCCAAAACCAAGAUGGCCGCCCCCACGGGCAACACGUCUGCCACCAAAACCAAGAUGGCCGCCCCCACAGGCAAUAUGGCGCCCACUGUAGCCAACGUGGCGGCCACCAAAGGCAAUGUGGCCGCCUCCAGAGGCAGCAUGGUGCCUACCGUAGCCAAUGGGGCUGCUACCAAAUCCAGUAUGGCGGCCACCAUGGCCAAUAUGGCGGCCACCACAGGCGAUAUGGUGAUUGACCACCACGGAGCUGCCAUUGAUGCCAGCACAGCCGCCGGACGCUCCGGGCACCCCAUGGAGCGCAAAGAUGGCGUCAAGGGCCCUGUGGGGCAGAGCCACCCUCUGGGGGCAGGGUUGUGGCCCCUCCCCUUCCUCCUGCUCCUCCUCCUCUAA